AUGGCUCCCCUCAAGCUUAACAGUGCCAACCUUUCACAGAUUUCCACCGCAGGCGACCAGGUGAAGGUCCCAACCUAUCCCCGCGGCAAUGCUGUCAAGGAGGGAAUCGUUCAUAUCGGCAUUGGUGGCUUCCACCGAGCUCACCUGGCUGUCUAUGUUCACGAGUUAAUGCAAAACCAUGGUGUGACGGACUAUGCGAUCUGUGGUGUCGGCUUGACGCCCUUCGACGUCGCUAUGCGCGAUGCCUUGGGCUCGCAGGACCACCUCUACACUGUUAUUGAGCGCUCGGCCAAAGGAAGCGCCGCCAACGUUGUUGGCAGCAUCAACUCCUACCUCUUUGCACCCGAGGACCGCGAGGCUGUGAUCGCCAAGAUGGCCCACCCUGAUACACACAUUGUGUCGCUCACCAUCACUGAGAGCGGCUACUACUACAAUGAGAACACCCAUGAGCUUCAAAGUGAGAACGCCGACAUUCAGUUCGAUCUCAACCCAGCCAACGAUAAGGCACCUCGUACCACUUUCGGCUUCCUUUACGCUGCCCUCGCACGCCGUCACCAGCAAGGCCUCAAGCCCUUCACCGUCAUGUCGUGUGAUAACAUGCAGAAGAAUGGCGCUAUCACACGGCACAUGCUCGAAUCGUUUGCCCGCCUGCGCAACCCUGAGCUUGCCAAGUGGAUUUCUGAGGAAGGCCACUUCCCCAAUGCAAUGGUCGACCGUAUCACACCUCAGACCUCGCCCGCCGAUAAGAAGUCACUCGCAGAAAACUUUGGUAUUGAGGACUCCUGGCCCGUUGUCACAGAACCCUUCAUGCAGUGGGUGAUCGAGGACCGAUUCUGCGAUGGCCGCCCACCAUUUGAGAAGGUCGGUGUUCAGCUUGUCAAUAAUGUCCACGAUGUCGAGCAGUUCGAGAAGCACAAGCUACGCCUACUCAAUGGCAGCCACUCGGCGAUUGGGUACCCAGGCCAGAUGGCCGGCUUCAAAUACGUCCAUGAGGUCAUGGAGCACCCGGUCUUCCGGAAGUUUGUAUGGCAGAUGAUGCAGGACGAGGUGAAGCCGCUGCUACCCGACAUCCCGGGCGUUAACAUUGAUGAGUAUUGUAACACGCUCAUCGAGCGCUUCUCCAACCCAACUAUCAUGGACCAGCUACCUCGUGUGGCCCUCAACGCUUCUGGCAAGAUCCCACAGUUCAUUAUGCCGUCCAUUGCCGAGGCCAUCUGGGUGUCUGGCCCAUUCCGCCGCCUGUGCUUCGUCGCAGCCGCUUGGUUCCGUUACCUCCACGGUGUCGAUGACAACGGCCAAAAGUUCCAAAUCGACGACCCUAUGCGCGAGGAGCUCCAGGCUAAGGCUGCCGCUGGAGGAACUAACCCCUCCGAGCUGCUCAGUAUUAAGAACCUGUUCGGUGACGACUUGCGCAGCGACAAGCGGUUCAUUGAGACAAUCACCACGGCUAUGGAGGAAAUUGCGCGGGACGGCAUCAUGAAGACGCUUCCCAAGUACGUUGAUUAA
Penicillium canescens is the source of this 1506-nucleotide messenger RNA. RefSeq names its product mannitol dehydrogenase family protein. Gene Ontology annotation, molecular function: mannitol dehydrogenase activity. Lineage: Eukaryota; Fungi; Ascomycota; Eurotiomycetes; Eurotiales; Aspergillaceae. The record is from RefSeq and is a predicted model, not a curated record. The transcript has a single exon. The coding region runs from base 1 to 1506 and encodes 501 amino acids.